Messenger RNA from Spinacia oleracea (spinach), 1232 nucleotides. Its product is annotated as remorin-like. The coding region runs from base 218 to 973 and encodes 251 amino acids. The record is from RefSeq and is a predicted model, not a curated record. NCBI's taxonomy places the organism in Eukaryota, Viridiplantae, Streptophyta, Magnoliopsida, Caryophyllales, Amaranthaceae. The transcript is spliced from 5 exons.
UACCCUUAUAUAACUACUGUCCUUUUCAUAAACUUCCCUCAACUUCUUUCCAACUUCUUCCCCCACCAUAAUUACAUUACAUACAAACUCCUUACCAACUUUUCUUCUUGUUUUUGUUCUUGUUCUUGCUUUUGUUUUGCUUAUUUGGGAUUUUAUCUUAGUAAAAAAGAAAAUAUACUUAAUUAAUUGGUAUUAUUACAUAUAUUGAUUGACAAAUAUGGCAAGUUUGGCAACAGAGGAAGCAAAGAUGGUGGAGACUGAAACUACGGCGGCGGCGCCUCUUACUCCUCCGCAAGAGUCACCAGCGCCGCUGGCCGUGGAGACCCAGGAAACUGUGGUUCUGGCUGAGGAGAAAGUUGUGGAACAAGUUCCACCACCACCGCCGCCUUCUGCCGCCGCCACUGUGGUAGAAACCCCUGAACCUCAAAACACCCCUGUUUCUGUUGAAAAUAAUCCUAAGGAGGACAAGCCUUUGGAGGAGAAGCCUAUCGUGGAGAAGUUUGCAGACGAGAAAUCUUUAGAGGAGAAGCCUAUCGAGGAGAAGUCUGUAGAAGAGAAAGAGAAUUCUGUAGGGGAAAAGUCUUUAGAGGGAUCUGUUGCUAGAGAUGCUAAGCUUGUACGAGUUCAGACCGAGAAGAGGAACUCACUCAUCAAAGCAUGGGAAGAAAGUGAGUUGUGCAAGGUCGAAAACAAGGCACACAAGAAUAUUGCUUCUGUAGAGGCAUGGGAGAAUAGCAAAAAAGCAUCUGUUGAGGCUGAGCUAAAAAAGAUGGAGGAAAAGUUGGAAAGGAAGAAGGCAGAAUAUGCGGAAAAAAUGAAGAACAAAGUGGCUAUGAUUCACAAGGAAGCAGAAGAGAAGAAGGCGGCAAUUGAAGCGAAACGUGCUGAAGAUGUGUUAAAAUCAGAAGAAAUGGCUGCCAAAUUUCGUGCCACUGGAAAGGCCCCCAAGAAACUUCUUCUUGGUUUGUUCUAAUAAUAAUUAUGUUAAUAUUUAUUUAGAUUGUGUAAAGGAAAGACCAAAAAAAGCUCAUGUUUCUGUUUGUUAAAGUGUUCUAUGGUUUAAUUUGUUAGUAGUUGUAUAGUAAUGGGCAGAUUUGUAAAAAAUUGUUGCAUACUUGUAUUUAUUUAGUUUCAUAUAUAUGUCAUAUGUGGAUUUGAAUUGUGAUAGUUUUGGGCAGACUUGUAAAAACCUGGGAUAUACAUCUAUUUAUAGUUGUACACAAUGUUGUUAA